Molecule: messenger RNA, 597 nt
Organism: Cricetulus griseus (Chinese hamster)
Lineage: Eukaryota; Metazoa; Chordata; Mammalia; Rodentia; Cricetidae
Source: RefSeq, a predicted model, not a curated record
CCUCCCCACUACCGCUAUGGGAUGAGCCGUCCAGGCUCCCUAUCAGACAAGAGGAAGAAUCCUCCAUGGAGCAGGUGGCGCCCAGUGGUGAUAGAGCCCAUCUCUGAUGAAGACUGGCACCUAUUCUGUGGAGACAUGGUGGAGAUCUUACAAGGCAAGGAUGCUGGGAAGCAAGGCAAAGUGGUCCAAGUCAUUCGGCAGCAGAACUGGGUUGUCUUGGAGGGGUUGAACACGCAUUUCCACUAUAUUGGUAGAACCAAGGAUCACCGAGGGACCAUGAUCCCUAGUGAAGCCCCAUUACUUCAUCAUCAGGUCAAGCUAGUGGACCCUGUGGACAGGAAACCCACUGAGGUCCAGUGGAGAUUUACUGAGGCAGGAGAGCGGGUUCGAGUCUCUACAAGAUCUGGGAGAAUUAUCCCCAAACCUGAAUUUCCUAGAGCAGAUGGCAUUGUCCCUGAAACAUGGACUGAUGGCCCCAAGAACACAUCAGUGGAAGAUGUUCUAGAAAAAACUUAUGUGCCCCGGCUAAAGAUAUAAGAAGAAGAUGUGAUGGAGGCAAUGGGGAUCCAGGAGCCUCGAAAACACAAGAAGGUUUAU